Molecule: messenger RNA, 2294 nt
Organism: Chanos chanos (milkfish)
Lineage: Eukaryota; Metazoa; Chordata; Actinopteri; Gonorynchiformes; Chanidae
Gene: dusp2
Product: dual specificity phosphatase 2
Exons: 4
Coding region: 300-1322 (340 amino acids)
Biological process (GO): protein dephosphorylation; endoderm formation; negative regulation of MAPK cascade
Cellular component (GO): nucleus; cytoplasm
Molecular function (GO): MAP kinase tyrosine/serine/threonine phosphatase activity
Source: RefSeq, a predicted model, not a curated record
ACCAGCGUUUGAUUGGCAAAUCUUAUUUGACAUUGACCGUAAAAGCCAAGCAAGGCUAUAACGUGUUUUAAUUCAGGAUUUAGUGAUUACAUUGUCUUUUGAAUAAGACAAGUGAGUCAUAACAGCAGGAGCAAUUAUUUUAAUUAAAAUUGGUCUUGUUUCUUUAUUUCUUUUUCCGUUUUUUUCCCCAAGAAGACAAUAUAGACUGCAUUAUUUUUUUAAAUAGCGUUAUCAGGAAGAAAUUUUCGGAGUAAAAAUAUUUUCUUGAAAUUGUUUUAUUUUGGGAAUCAAAACAAGCAAUGGGUAUGGGCAACCCUCUGGAAAUCUCAGGUAGUGAGCUGGUGCAGAUUCUUCGGACCCCUGCGGAGCUCUUCACCUCUGGCGGAUGCGUCCUGCUUGACACUCGGCCUUUCCUGGCCUUCUCCCGGGCGCACAUCUGCGAAUCCCGCAAUGUCAACUGGAACUCUAUGCUGCGUCGGAGAUCCAAGAGCUCCGUGGUGAGUCUGGAGUGGCUGGUGGCGGACAAAGCUCUCCUGGCCCGGUUACGAAGCGGGGAAUUCUCACUCGUAGUUGUCCUUGAUGAAGGCAGUCGGUCCGUCGCCGAUCUGAAGAGCGAAAGCCUCGCGAGCCUUCUCAUCAGUGCACUUCAAGCAGAGAUCCAGACUUGCACGACGCAAAUCUGCUUUCUACAAGGUGGAUUUGACGGGUUCUUCGCCGAUUUUCCCGAGUUCUGUUUUAACUCCCCAGUUGGAAAUCACGCUGCUCUCAGCGAGCCUGAACCCGUCGUGCCUGGACGUCGAACACCCCUGUAUGACCAGGAUGGUCCGGUGGAGAUCCUCCCCUUCCUCUUUCUGGGCAGCGCUCAUCACUCCUCCAGACGUGAGACUCUGGAGGGCUGCGGUAUCACAGCGGUGCUUAACGUUUCCUCUUCCUGUCCCAACCUUUUCGAGGAAGAGUUAAGAUACAUGACUCUUCGUGUGGAGGACAGUCUGGCUGCCGACAUUCGUGUACUUUUCCCCAAAGCCAUACAGUUUAUUGAAUCCGUAAAGAACAGCGGCGGACGAGUUCUGGUCCACUGCCAGGCGGGAAUCUCGCGCUCGGCCACCAUCUGCCUGGCCUACCUGAUCCACGCCCGUCGCGUCCGACUGGACGAGGCCUUCGACUUCGUUAAACGACGUCGCCACGUCAUUUCGCCCAACCUGGCUUUCAUGGGCCAGCUGCUACAAUUCGAAACAGACGUUUUGUGUCACUACGCCGUUCUCGACGCAGCAGAAAACGGGAAUGCUUUCCAGUACAUCUGCUCCGAAGAUGGGAACUUAUGACCGUGCUGAGUACUGGAAGGCUGGGCUUGAGACAGACUAAUGAACUUGACUGAAAAGUGCCUUCAGAUUCAAUCCUGGACAAUCUUUUUUUGUCAAGGGAGAGAACUGGGGCUGGGGGUCAACUGGACACCCCCCACCUCCCCCCACCACACCACAUCCCAUCCCACAACCUUGGCCAAACUGUUUGGAACGGAUCAGGCUACGUGCGCCCACUUCAGACCAGACACAUUCACCUCUCUGACCACAGGAGCAUAAAUCAAGUAGCUCGUCCUGACACUAUUAAAACCAAGGAUUUAUGAAAACUUGAAUAUUCGAACGGGGUGUGUUGGUUUCCAUGCUGAUUUUGUGUUCUCUCGGGCAAUAAGGCAUGUUCUGAGCUGUAUCUACGGAAACCUGUUACCUGUUGCGUUAUUGCAUCAUUGCAUUCUGUCUGACUGAACUGAGUGGGUUCCAUGACCGUAUUAGGAAGUGACGAGUUGUGUGGUUUCUAUGCAGUAAAUGUCAACCUUUUCCAUGACGAUACGGCAACAUUUUCUUGCCACAUGAUGGGCUGAAAAAAGGGCAAAGACCAAUCAAACUGUGACAUAACUCAAAUUUGCUAUUCAUAAUUUAUCAAUGUAUGAGAAUCCAGAAAAACAAAAAACAAACAAAAAAAAACAACAACAACAAAACCCCCAUACAUCCAUGGUGCAGUAUUUUUUGAAAAUAAGUGUUGUGAUGACACUGUAUUGUAAACAUGUUAAGAUAGAGAGCAGAAAUGUCCAUAUCUGCAGCUUUUGAGUUUUUAAACUAUAGCUAUUUAUUUAUCUAUUUUUUAUUUUCAUAUUGAUUUUUUUGUACAGUGAUGUGCACUGUUUAUCAAAGCACUUUACAAUGAAUUGUAAUUUAUAUUAUUUGUUUGUUGGUUUGUCUGUUUUUCUUAUGGAUCUGUUGGUUUAUAAGCUACACUGUAUGAAUUAUUUCUAAAUAUAU